UGCCAUUGUGAAGUCAUGUUCUGUAGAUUCUUUCAAGUAUCUCUCUCUUGCACAUACACACACAUUAAAACAAGACUGAGCCUCUACUCAAGAAACACAGAGUGAACAAAGAGGAAGUAGGAGAUGGCAUCCCAAGAGAAGACGAAGGGGAAGAUGAAACUGAAAAUGAGGCAGAAUCUGCACUUGGUUAUGAUGAUGAUGAAGAAGAAACUGAACACUGAUACUGAGUAAGAGCAAGGACCAAGCCAUUUUAAGGGAGAGGCUUUUCUCCGCUUUGAAUAACAGCAGAACUCAUAACCGUUCAAAUUAUAUAAUGACUCAGAGAUGUGCGAGUUGACAUUUACAGCUUUAAAGACAAACAUGCUUCUUUAAAAAGGAUAUGUGUGGAAUUCUCUUUCAAGUGAGAUUGGACAGGCCGUAUCCCUACAAAGUGAAACCAAAAAAAAAGAGAAGACGUGGCAUGUCAAGGGAUGUUGAACUGGAAGAUGAAACUGAGCAUGAGCCAGAAUCUGCACUUGAUUAUGAUGGUGAUGAAGAAGAGGAAGAAGAAGAAGAGGCUGAAGAUUAUGAGGAAGAAAGCGAACAGCAAUAUUUAUUAUAUUGUGAAGAAGACAUGAACAACAACAAGAUUGAAACUAAAGUUGGUGUACAAGAGUGGCCUGAUGGUUCUCGCUAUAGAGGAGAAUUUGCAUUGGAUCUAAAACUUGGGUAUGGAGAAUUUGCGUGGGACAAUGGUGAGAGAUAUGUGGGGCAGUUUUAUAAAGAUCACCGUCAUGGCAAAGGGGUUUACUUCUGGCCUGAUGGCUCCAAAUUUAUAGGGUCAUUUUAUCUUAGCCGUAAAGAAGGCUAUGGUGUCAUGGAGUUUAAUGAUGGAAGAAAAUUUCAGGGGCUUUACAAGGGGGAUGAGCGGUUUGGACCAGGAAUUGAAACCCAUCCAGAUGAUAGUCAAGACAUUGGAUUGUGGCAUCGAAAUCAUAUAAUUAAACUAUGUACGGAAAUACCUGGAUAUUUCACUCUUGCGGAUUUCCCAGAACUUAGUGUCUAUUUUGAUGCUGAGACCAGCAGAGAGUAUAUUUCAGAGGAUACGCAUAAGUUUUGGGAUCUGAAUGAGGAGAAGGACCCAUUUUUCUACCACUACAAGCGUCUUCUUUUAGAUGAUGAUAGCUACACAUUGCCUGAAAACCUGUACAUAUACUCAAUUGAUGCGGAUAAUCUUCCUCAUACUAAGACCUUUCUGAAAGACUUUGAUUGCCAGUAUUUUAAGGAAAAGAAACGGUUGGCUUAUGAAAAACUAUGGCCUAUAACCAAUAUAACACCUUUCUUGGUCAAGAUGCAGAAACACAUCUAUAGAUAUAGGCAUUACCAGAAGGAUGUAGACUGGGAUGUUAAUUUCAUUUUGGAAGGCUACCGGAAUGGCUUUGGAGAGAAAGGUCCCAAAGAGCUUGCUGGUGAAGAGCUGAUUAAGAAGGCAGCCGAAGGAAACUAUAAUAGAGUUGAUGAGAUUCUGAUGGACAACCUGGCCCCCCCAGAUAUAGCAGAUGUACAUGGAUAUACUGCCCUUGCUGCUGCUGCUAUGAAUUACCAUGAUGACAUCAUCAACCUUCUUCUUGAUAAUGGGGCUGAUGUGAAUAAAUGUAGUGAUGAAGGAUUAUCAGCUCUUUCUAUGUGUGUUAUUCAUUAUUUCCCAGAAGAAUCAUUUCAGCCCAACAUUGCUGAAAGGAACUUCUCUCGAAGAGAGGCGAUGGAAGAAAUGCCAGAAGACAUAUCUCCAGGAUCUAUGCCAUUUUCGCAGUCGGAGUCCUCUCAACCAUCUCAGCCGAGUACAGAAUUGAAAGGAUCCUCUUCUGCCAGCCAUGCAUCACCAGAAGCACCGUUGAGCUCUGCUGAAAAGUCAGAACGUGACACAUAUGUUAAGUCAUCUGAGGAAUCAGAGAGCAGCGCUGUGGAAAAGAGCUCUGAGACAAAUUGUGGCAUUUACAACUUCAAGAUUCAGGUUUCAGUAGAAGCCAUGCAGCGCGGUGCAGCUGCUCUUAGUGAACACAUGUUAAAAGUGCCAUACUUCGCUGACUGCGAAGGGCUCAUUCAGCAGGAAGGCACUCUGGGAAGAAUGGCAGCAUCAAUAACAGAACACGCAAAGAGACUGGCUACUAUCAAGCUGUUGCUCAGGAGAGGUGCAGAUCCCAAUAUGUGCAGAAUCCCUAUGUAUGUCCUCUUCUUUGCUGUUAAAGCUGCAGAUCCAAAUGCAGUGAGAUUUCUUUUAGAAGCUGGAGCAAGGACUGAUAUACGACUUCCGACCAGACUUGGAGGCACGGCUCCUCUUCAUAUUGCUGCUGCUCUUCCUGGUGAAGAAGGGGUUGAAAUAACAAGCUCACUACUUCAUUCAGCUACAGAUCCUAACGUAAGGGCAGAGGAUGAGAAUGAUAUAUAUGGGCCUGAUAGGACUUCAUACAAGAAUGAGCUUACUGAAAAUAUAUCUAUGAUUAAAAUGAAUAAUGAAAUGGGACCACCCAAAAACUACUACAAAGAAUGUGCCAUUAUCCCAGAGGAAGGUGGGAGGACUCCUCUUCAUAUUGCAUGUGAGAGGGAAGAUGAUUAUGAGAAUGCAAGCAGAGUUGUUCGUCUUCUUUUAGAACACAAUGCAAAUCCAAAUGUCUUGUGGAGUGGCCACUCCCCUCUUUCUCUGGCUAUAGCUAGUGGAAAUGAUCAGGCAGUGGCUGAGCUUCUGGCUGGUGGAGCUGAACCAAAUCUCCCACUAGGCCAAGCAGUUGGAAGUGCCCUGUGUGCUGUCGCUAACACAACAUAUGAAUUUAAGAGGACGCUAGCAAGUAAGAUUGCAUUGAUUAAUUCUCUAAUAGCAGGAGGUGCAGACAUGUUGAUGCCAAUUACUAUUGGGGAUGAGACAAGAACUGCAGUGGGAACAGUGGUGGACUAUGCACAUUUCAGAAUCUAUCAGGAUAAGAGAAUGCUCCAUACACCGUACCAUGCCCUAUCGCCAACGGAGCGGGAAACCUUCACCAGCCGUAAAAAGUUGUUGGAGUACCUCAGUGAACGGCUUCGAGAGUGCGUCACGUCGAGAGAAAAACAGUGGGAUAGAGAGGAAAUUCGAAGACUCAAAUACGGAAGAAGGAAAUCUGGAGCGGGAGCAAUGGACGCAGAUGCACCCAAAGUCUUUAAAUAUUGCUACCAAUGUGGACGAUCAGUUGGUGUGAACCUCUCAGUAUGCACGCGCUGUUUUGAGAUCUACACCUGCAGCAAGACUUGUAAAGUGAAGGCUUGGAAUGAGCGUCAUAAGAGAGAAUGUGUCCUAGUGCGGAUAACCAAGUCUGGUCGGAUUCAGAAGGGCAAAGUGGCUCCAACCAGAAAGAAGAAGGAAGGCAAAGAGGGAGAGAGUGAAAGAGCCAGACGUAGAAAAGAGGAGGAGGAGAAAAGGAAGAAGAAGCAAUUGAAAGAUGUGACAAAACAACUGAAAGAGGCAGUGUCAAAACACCCUGAGAAGAGCAGCAGCCAUGCAGAUCUCCCUUAUACUGGGAACUAUAGUUACAUUUAAACGCUUCUACCUUUUACUGGUACAGCUCAGCUGUAAUUUGAUGUGAAAAAUACUACAUAAGGGAGAAUGGGGGGGAAAGGACGCUAGAAGAUAUAAUCAAAGGAACUUUGCAUUCUUGUGUCAGUACUGAAACCCAUUUACAUUAUUUAAAGUGAGGUUGGGUAACGUG
This is a messenger RNA of Podarcis raffonei (Aeolian wall lizard), 3716 nucleotides long. It is a transcript of the gene ANKMY1, whose product is annotated as ankyrin repeat and MYND domain containing 1. The record is from RefSeq and is a predicted model, not a curated record. Gene Ontology annotation, molecular function: protein binding. Bases 380 to 3547 code for a protein of 1055 amino acids. NCBI's taxonomy places the organism in Eukaryota, Metazoa, Chordata, Lepidosauria, Squamata, Lacertidae. The transcript is spliced from 18 exons.